AGGCGGGAAUGACGUGGAGCUGUCUGCAGACGCUCAGUGCUGGAAGGGACCUCAGGGAUCAAUAGAGGCGGUCUGCCCGAGUGGACAGCGCUGGACUUUGACCCAAGCUGCCUCUUACACCUCCUAGCUUCGUGACCCUGAGCAAAUCCCCUCGAUCCUUCUAAGCCUCAGUUUCCUCAUUUGUAGAAUGGGGAUAAAAAUUACAGCCUUAAGGUUUGCAAAGAGGUUUUGUCAUUUAUUCUCGAAACAACCAUGGGAGGUAAUGCUGUCAGUAUGCCUAUUUUACAGAGAUGUCAGAGCUUAGUGAUGAAGCCAGUGAAUCUGAGCUGCUCAACCGUAGUUUAUCCAUAUGGCACGGACCAGGUCAUCUAGUUUGUCGAGAAGAGUUGGAUGUUCCCCUGGAUAUUCAUACAGCGUCUUCAAUUGGGCAGUACGAAGUGGUGAAGGAAUGUAUUCAGCGGAGAGAGUUGGAUUUAAAUAAGAAGAACUGUGGUGGCUGGACCCCACUUAUGUAUGCUUCCUAUAUUGGCCAUGACACCAUUGUGCACCUGCUGCUGGAGGCAGGAGUCAAGGUCAACGUACCAACCCCUGAAGGCCAAACACCCCUGAUGCUAGCAUCCAGUUGUGGAAAUGAAAGCAUUGCCUACUUUCUUCUCCAGCAAGGUGCAGAGUUAGAAAUGAAAGAUAUUCAUGGCUGGACUGCCCUCUUCCAUUGUACCAGUGCUGGGCACCAACAGAUGGUCAAGUUUCUUUUGGACAAUGGAGCUAAUGCCAACUUAAGGGAACCAACUUAUGGAUUUACUCCUUUGAUGGAAGCAGCUGCUUCUGGCCAUGAAAUAAUUGUUCAGUAUCUCCUGAAUCAUGGAGUGAAAGUAGAUGUUGGGGAUUACACUGGUGCCACAGCCCGAGCACUAGCCAUGAAAUAUGGACACAUGAAGAUAGUGGGGUUGAUAGACAUUCAUACUGCUUCUCUGCCCAAGCCUCCUUACAGGAGUCCAGAAAAAUAUGAAGAUCUGAGCUCAUCAGAUGAAUCCUGCUCUGUCCCACAAAGACAAAGACCUACAAGAAAGAUGAAGGGCCUUAGUAUCCAUGAAGGGCCUCAGGCUUUGGCUAAGAUCACAGCCAUAGGAAUUGGAGGCAGGAUGCACCAGCCUUGCCUCGAACAAGUACCUCCACAGGGCUAUGUUACCUUUAACAACAAUGAGGGGAAUAGUAUUGAAGGGGAGGAUCUCCGCUAUCGAGAUGUCACCUCUCCAAUCAAUGAGCAGGAUGUGGAAAGCAGCAGCAGCAGGGAGGAAAAUGCAUUCUGUACCAACCUAGUAACCAUCAGGAGUAGCAGUAGUAGCAGUGAGGGGUUAGCCAAAGCCCUCGGGGUCAGUAGUGAGGCUUCUUUGGAGAGCAAUGAGGACUCAGAUCAUACGCACAAAAGCUCCGUUAAAAAACAGACCAAAAGUUACACGAAGGCUAAGAAUCGUUAUAGCAACAAUGAGAGCCAUUGGCCUCCUGGCAGUGGAACCUCUGGGAUACUGAAUCCUCCAGGUUCCAUCUUCAAACCAGAGAGACCCACUUAUUCAGGACCCCAGGACCUUGCAACUCUUCUGGAGCAGAUUGGGUGUCUGAAGUACCUGCAAGUUUUUGAAGAGCAAGAUGUAGACCUCCGCAUUUUUCUGACCCUCACAGAGAGUGAUCUGAAAGAAAUAGGCAUUACUUUGUUUGGGCCCAAGCGGAAGAUGACGUCUGCCAUUGCUCGAUGGCACAGUAAUGCCCGCCCACCCAGUGAUGCCCUGGAACUGGCCUAUGCAGACCGGCUUGAAGCAGAAAUGCAGGAGCUGGCCAUUCAGCUACACAAAAGAUAUGAGGAACUGGAAAUGUUGAAGGGUCAGGUAUCUCAAGAACAAGAGCUGCGGGCUAUUGUCGAAAGCUGCCUAAUGGAACAAAACAUAGCCAUGAAAGAUGUUCAUACCCAGCUUGAGGAAACCCAGGCUGUCACAAGAGACAUUGGGCUGAUUCUGGACCAACUCAAAGCUUGCCAGACUGAGCUGUCAUCUCGAGUAAAACAGGAAGAUACCCUAGGCCAAGUACCAUCAACAAAAGCACACUUGGGAACUGGUUUUAAAGGCUGGCAGGCUUCUCUGAAGUCCAUGAGCCUGUCUGAAUUAUCAGGAGCCCUAGAGGACUGUGUCAGCAACAUUGGGAAAGCUCUGUGUUCCAUGAACCAGAACCUAGAAAAGCUGCAGGUCCUAAAUGGGAAGCAGAACUGGAGAGAACCAUAAACAUACAAGAUGAAUUUGACGUCGGGUGACCAUUCCACCCUGAAACUGUGUGCCUGGAAGAAUAAGUGGGUUGGGGCCAAGAGUUUCAUCCCUCUAUUUGCAACACCCUGAGGGGGGUGGUGGAGUGAGGCUGCCAGGAGCCCAGGAAACAAGGCCAUCCUCAGGCCAGAGAGCAGGCCCUACCCACUGAGGGAGGGCGUAUCAGUUGUGAGCACUGAAGAAGAACAAGGUGCAACAGAUGAAGGAGAGCCAAUCAAAUGGCAUGUGAAUGUCUGUUAAUUGUGGGCUUCCUUCUCAGACUUAAAGAGUCCAAAUACAUUCCUGCAGCACAAAGACAAAUCCUAGGUGUGGGGUAGCACCCAACACCCCUGCAGAUGGCUGCAAUAAAACAUUUUCCCACAGCAGGUGGCCACUUGGGCUUUAGUUUGGAUACUAACACAAGGACCAAAUCUGGAUUUUCCUUUGUUUUCUGUAAAAUAAAAUUUGAAUUUGUCAGCAAUU
This is a messenger RNA of Dromiciops gliroides (monito del monte), 2774 nucleotides long. It is a transcript of the gene ANKS3, whose product is annotated as ankyrin repeat and sterile alpha motif domain containing 3. NCBI's taxonomy places the organism in Eukaryota, Metazoa, Chordata, Mammalia, Microbiotheria, Microbiotheriidae. Bases 291 to 2273 code for a protein of 660 amino acids. The record is from RefSeq and is a predicted model, not a curated record. Gene Ontology annotation, cellular component: cilium. Gene Ontology annotation, molecular function: protein binding. The transcript is spliced from 17 exons.